Molecule: messenger RNA, 2589 nt
Organism: Orbicella faveolata
Lineage: Eukaryota; Metazoa; Cnidaria; Anthozoa; Scleractinia; Merulinidae
Product: choline dehydrogenase, mitochondrial-like
Source: RefSeq, a predicted model, not a curated record
UUAAACUCUGGUCCUCACGAGAACUCAUUUUUUUCUAGACGCAUCUACCAACCCAGGGGGAGAGUGUGGGGUGGAUCGUCGUCACUGAAUUCCAUGGUGUACAUCAGAGGUCAUGCUUAUGAUUAUGAUCGCUGGGAGAAGGAAGGUGCUGAAGGCUGGUCAUAUGCUGACUGUUGGCCAUACUUCAGGAAGUCACAGACUCAUGAAUUAGGUCCAGAUGAUUACAGAGGAGGUGAAGGUCCUCUCCAGGUGUCACGUGGCGAGAAACUAGACAAUCCUUUAUACCAAGCAUUUAUUGAUGCAGGCGUCCAAGCCGGCUAUCCCUUCACAGAAGACAUGAAUGGCUAUCAGCAAGAAGGAUUUGGUUAGAUGGACAUGACAAUUCACAAAGGAGUACGGUGGAAUACACCAAAUGCAUACCUCAGACCUGUAUUGAGGCGUAAAAGCCUCCGAGCACAAACAAGUACAAUGAUCACCAAGAUCAUUUUUGAGAGGAAUUGUGCUGUAGGAUUCGAGUACCACUUAGGAAGUCAAUUGAAACGGGUCAGGGCCAGGAAAGAGGUUUUUUUAUCUUCUGGAGCGAUUAAUACACCGCAGAUAUUGAACUUGUCUGGGAUCGGAAACGCUAAUGAUCUGCAGAAGCUUGGUAUCCCCGUGAAGGUUCAUCUUCCUGGUGUAGGGUACAAUCUGCAGGACCAUUUGGACGUAUCUUUACAACAGGAAUGUACUCAACCCUUAAGUUUGUACCGCUCUCUUAAGUGGUGGAACAUGGUUCCUAUUGGAGUCAAGUGGUUCCUCACCAGGACUGGGCCGUGUGCCACUGCACAUCUGGAGGCUGGUGGCUUUAUCCGCAGCAGGGAAGGCCUAUCUCACCCUGAUAUCCAGACCACUUUUAUACCUUUAGCUUAUAAUGAUCAUGGCAGAGUGACUGUACAGAGAGAAGCCUAUCAGGUUCAUGCUGGCACGUUGCGUCCUACAAGUCGUGGAUAUGUGAAGUUGAAGUCUUUGAAUCCAUAUGAACAUCCUCUUAUCAACCCGAACUACCUGUCCACUGAACAAGACAGAGUGGAAUUAAGGGACGCUGUUCGGCUCACAAGAGAAAUAUUUAACCAGAAGGCUUUGGAUCAUUUUCGCGGCAAAGAAUUACAGCCAGGUGACCUCGUUCAAACGGAUGAAAAAAUCGAUGCCUGGGUAAGACAGACCGCUGACACUGUUUAUCACUCAUCAUGCGCCUGCAAGAUGGGCGCCGAAGAUGACGCAAUGGCGGUAGUUAAUAACAAAACAGAAGUAUUCGGAGUGGAAAAUCUUAGGAUUGUUGACGCGUCAAUCAUGCCAAGUAUUGUGAAUGGAAAUCUCAAUGGACCAACUGUUAUGAUGGCGGAGAAGGCAGCUGAUAUCAUCCUAGGAAAUUCACCACUGCCUAAAUCAAAUGCGCCAGUGUACAAGACACCAGAAAUGGGACAAAGAUAGAUUACGUGGAUGUGAAUACGAUAGUCUUAUAUCACUGUUUAGGUUACUAGCGACCAGAAUUAGAGUUUUAACAUAUUAGGGUAACGCUUGGCAUCGACUAACCCAGCCUCAGCUCAAUGCUAUUUAAUCAAUGCUCUCUGGAAAAAGAUAACUGGAUUGCUCAAAGGGUGGAAAAAAAAAAGAAUACAUGUUAUAACAACAAAUAACGUCAUCCACUGGAUAAUGACUUAACCGGUCUAAUACCAUUAUACAUUCUUGGCAUAACUUGCUCCUAGUGUAGUGAGGAUCACGUGCUUAGUCUGGACACGCCCCUUUUUAAGGUUUACUCACUAUGGCGAGUGGGUGUGGGUGGAGACUGGAGACUACUCCUAUCUGCUUUUAUGUCAGAAUCGCGCCAACAUUUAAGUACUUAUAGCUACUUCAAAACUUACUAACCGGUCCUACGGGACGAUUCUCCACGACUAAAACAGUUCUGUGAUAAUUUUAAAUUUGAAAAUAAAAAUUAAGGAUCUGCCUGCCAGAUGGCGUCAUACAGCUGACAUGGAGAAGGUCCAUAUAUCCUCAAAUUAGCGCCCGGGGCGCUUAUAUCAAAUUUAGGAGAAGACGGGGGGCGCUUAUUCGAGGGAGGCACUUAGUCAAGUGCUUUUCCGAAAUCGCGGUCAGAUCGAGGUUUUUUGUUAUACAUAUAUGUGUCAGUCCCUCAGAAGUCUCAGAGAGAUCCUGUCUCUCUUUACGAACUACGUAAAAUGACACCUUUAGCCGGUCUAGGCCUGUUGCACAAGGUUGGUUGGGCUUUAGGCAAUGAAUCAGCAGAUCUUCACCGCCAUCCGUUGCGACGGUCAAUUCGCAGUGCUUGAAUGAGUCGACAAUCACUUGCUUGUGAUUGAACACGACUAAAACUAUACAUUCCUUGUUGUCUCAGUACUCUUCCAUUAAACAGGAGGAGGGGACAGGGGCGCUUAGUCGAGGGGAGGCACUUAUUUUAGAUUUUGGCUGGUAAGAGGGGCCGCGCUUUUUCCAAGGGACGCCUAUCUGAGGGGGGACUCUAUUUCGAGGAUUUACGGUACCAGGAACCCAUCACUAGGAGCGUGCAACUACCCCAUAUUCCUGUCACGACGU